Molecule: messenger RNA, 1658 nt
Organism: Musa acuminata AAA Group (dessert banana)
Lineage: Eukaryota; Viridiplantae; Streptophyta; Magnoliopsida; Zingiberales; Musaceae
Product: protein ROH1D
Exons: 1
Coding region: 194-1417 (407 amino acids)
Source: RefSeq, a predicted model, not a curated record
CUCUUCGCCUCUCUCCUACCCUCGAUCAUCGAAGGUUUCCAAGCAAGCCAACAAGCAAACGCUACCUCGACGAAGGUCUUCGGGGUAGUGUUUCGCUCCCUCCAGUCUCUUUCGUUUUCCUCUCAUUCCCGCCCCCACCUUGAAACAUCUCUUGCUCCGUAAGAAUGGAUUGAGUGGUUCGGUUCCACCGAGAAUGCCCGCUGCGGUCUACCAGGGCUUGUCCUCCUCCUUCUCGCCCUCCCUCGGCCGGUUCAUCCCAAGCGUCCGCGGCGACCAGAUCCACGCCAUUGACGCCCGCCACCACAUGGCCGCUGGCGCCGCCGCCGAGCAGCCGGAUCUGCUCGCCUUCCAGCGCUGCGUCGCUGAACACUUCCUCGACCUCUCCGUCGUCGACGCCGAUGGUCUUCUGUCCCUUUCCUGGCUUCGCAAGCUCCUCCAUUCCUUCCUUGUGUGCCAUGAGGCAUUCCGGCCCCUCCUCCUAGACCGCUGGUCGCUCAUCGCUCGCCCACCCCUUGACCGUCUCGUCGCCGACUUCUCAGAUCGCACCGUCAAGGCCCUCGACAUCUGCAACGCAGCUCGGGAUGGCGUCGACCAGCUCCGCCGCUUGGGGACCCACCUCGAGAUCGUGGUUGCCGCGCUUGGCCCCGCCGCUGCUUCCUCCGCCCGCCACGGACACCGCGAGGGCCAGCUCCGCCGCGCCCGCAAGGCCCUCGCCGAACUCGCUGUCAUGCUCGACGACAGGGACUCCGGCUCGAUCCCCUCCCACCGCAACCGCUCCUUCGGCCGCAGCGGCAGCGGCAGCGCUGGCUCCUCUUCGUCCUCCUCGCCAAGCGGCAGCCGCCGUCUCUCCCACUUCCGCUCCCUCUCCUCUAGCCUGUCCCGCUCAUGGUCCUUAGUGCGGCAGUUGCAGGCCAUCGGGAGCAACAUGGCCGCACCUCGCGGCCACGAGGUCGAGGCCACCGCCGGACUCGCGGUGCCCAUCUACACGAUGAGCGCGGUGCUACUGUUUGCGAUGCGGUCCCUGGUGGCUGCGAUCCCAUGCCAUGAUCGCAGCAACCAGGCCCACUUUUCCAUUCCGCGGACCUUCCCGUGGGCAGCGCCUAUCAUCUCUAUUCAUGAGCGGAUCGUGGAGGAGUCCAAGAAGAAGGAACGGAGGAACUCAACCGGACUGCUGAAGGAAAUCCAACAGAUCGAGAGGUGCACGCACCAAUUGACGGAGCUGACACAGGCCAAUCAGUUCCCGAUGUCAGAGGAGAAGCAGGAGGAGCUGAGGCAGAGGGUGGAAGAGUUAGCACAGGUCUGUGUGGUCUUGAAGGAAGGACUUGGCCCGUUGGAACGCCAGGUGAGGGAGGUCUUCCUUAGGAUCAUGUGCAGCCGCAUUGACGGUUUCGAUCGCUUGUCUCAGACUAUGCAAUGAAAGCUCCCAUUUUUUGUCCUGUGGCAGAAACAACUAUCUGAUGCUAAUGAUAUGGGGUCAUUGUCAUUACAAUUUGGAAUGAGAAUAGAGAAAAAAAUGAAGUGAAGUAGAUAAAGUGAAGGAAUUGAUAUAGAGCAAAUGAGUCUUCAUUCACACAAAUAAUCAGGUAGUACUUUUGUAUUUACCAUGAUAAAUUGUGUGUAAAGCAUAUGACCAACUAUUUCUGUUGCUGAUUCGCAUA